Messenger RNA from Danio aesculapii, 9547 nucleotides. RefSeq names its product bromodomain PHD finger transcription factor (gene bptf). The transcript has 32 exons. NCBI's taxonomy places the organism in Eukaryota, Metazoa, Chordata, Actinopteri, Cypriniformes, Danionidae. The coding region runs from base 238 to 8943 and encodes 2901 amino acids. Gene Ontology annotation, molecular function: zinc ion binding; RNA polymerase II cis-regulatory region sequence-specific DNA binding. Gene Ontology annotation, cellular component: NURF complex. Gene Ontology annotation, biological process: regulation of transcription by RNA polymerase II. The record is from RefSeq and is a predicted model, not a curated record.
UGUCUGUUGUCAGCGGACGGAGAGGGAGGAAAGAACAUGGCGGCUGCGAGCGACCUGAAGCGGGGCGCCGGGCGUUCGUUUUGAGCUUUCUCUCGUUAACCGAGACCGGGGCUCCGCGGGACUAGUGCAUCCGUACCUACGAGGGAUCAACUUUGUGGUGGUGCCCGAAAUUCCGGGUUUGCUGCGUGUAAACUGCAGGCAAUACGCGAAACUGAAGAGAAUAGAUUUUUAUCCAUAAUGAGGGGGAGACGAGGCAGGCCGCCCAAAGCCCAGCUGGUGCAGGAGCCCUCAACGGGGCCGGUGCGCGGGCUGAGACCCCGCCGGAGCUUGAAACCGAAGGUGAAAGGGGGCUCGGAUGAGGAUUAUGUCACUCCGAAACGAGGGACCCAUCACCAUUCAACACGAGGCCGGAGAAAAGCGCGAUCCGCGGCAUCAUCGAGAGGCAGAGGAAGAGGCAGGGGGACGGCCAGAGGCAGGGGGCGGCGGAGCACCGCGAGCGGGGUGGUUUACGACGACCACGAGAGCGAUGAGGACGACGAAGAUGCGGUCAGUUUGAGAUCGGAGGAGGACGAAUACAUCGAGGAGCCUCCGACGGACGAAGAGGAGGAAGAAGAAGAGGAGGAGGCCAUCAACGACGAGUCCGACUACCUGGAGGAACUGGACGAAUUGGAUGAAGACGAUGCGAGUUACUGCACAGAGAGCAGCCACGGCAGCAACACAGUAGGUCGUAAAAGGCCAAGACCAAGGAGGCCACCUUCUCCUAUCCUGGAGCAGAAGGAGAUUCCUCUACUUGAGCUGCCCAACUCCUCCGAGGACCUUCUUCUUCCCAAUGAGCAGCUUCUCAACGCAUUAGCUAUUUACGAGGUCCUUCGCAGUUUCUGCACCGUCCUACGUCUCUCUCCAUUCCGUUUCGAGGACUUCUGUGCUGCUCUGGUCGGACAGGAGCAGUGCACACUGAUGGCGGAGACGCACAUCUGUCUCCUGAAGGCCAUCUUGCGAGAGGAAGACACCUCCAACACCACUUUUGGACCUGCUGACCUCAAGGACAGCGUCAACUCCACGCUGUACUUCAUCGAUGGCAUGACCUGGCCAGAAGUGGUUCGUUCAUACUGCGAAAGCGACCCAGAGUAUCACCACGUGCUCCCGGACCUAGAGGGGGAAGACUAUCCGUUCAGCCCUUUGGAGAGCAAAAUAAAGGUCUUGCAGUUCCUAGUGGACCAAUUCCUCACCACCAACCUGGCCCGUGAGGAGCUGAUGUCUGAGGGUGUCAUUCAGUACGACGAUCACUGUCGGGUUUGUCACAGACUCGGAGACCUGCUGUGCUGUGAGACCUGCUCAGCUGUGUAUCAUCUGGAGUGUGUGAAGCCGCCGCUGGAGGAGGUGCCUGAGGACGAAUGGCAGUGCGAGAUUUGUGUGGCACAUAAAGUGCCCGGCGUCACAGACUGUCUGACAGAGUUCCAGAAGAGCCGGCCGUACAUCAGGCAGGAGCCCAUCGGUUUCGACCGGCAUCAAAGGAAAUACUGGUUUCUCAACAGGAGGGUUGUUGUAGAGGAGGACGGAGAGGAUGACAGCAAGCAGAUCUGGUACUACAGCACUAAAGUCCAGCUGGGAGAGCUACUGGAGCUCCUGGAUAAAGGAUUCUGGGAGAAUGACCUGUGCUCUGUGCUGGAGGAGAUGAGAGAGGAGAUCCACGCUCACAUGGACAUCACAGAGGAGCUCACUAACAAGGCCCGCGGGAACAACAAGGCAUAUCUCACUGUUGCCAACGAUGUGAUCCUGGACCGUCUGAAGACCAAGCAGGAAGCUGAGCUUGAGGAGGUAAAGCGGCAGGCAGCGGAAGAGGCUGAGAGGGCCAAACUAGAGCCGAAAACUCUAUCUGGUGAACCAACUUCAGCCGAUCAGAUGAGCUCAAAUGGUUCAUGUCCACAACAAGACUCCAGUAAUGGGAAUGCACAGAAUGAGCAAAUGUCUGCAGAUGCUUCAGUCUCUGCUGUCCCAGUUGGUGAGGUGCUCAGUUCCAGUGUUCCUGAGAUUGUGGCAUCAUCCAGCUCCACCGCACAGACAAAACCGGACUCCCAGAGUCCCAUAGGAAAUGCUGUGACAUCGUCUUCCAGCGGUGAGGAGAAAGGGGAAGGGACUGAUGGGGUGGAGGAGUUGACAGGUAAGAGCUCUGAGGGUGCCUGUCAUGGGGAAGGGGAUUCUGUACUGGAGGCUGAGCUAGCGCAGACGGCAGAUGAGAACAGCUGCAGCAGUCAUUUCUCCAUCUCUGAAUGCCUACGGGGUCCAGAUGAGCCUGAUCUGGUGGAUCGAUCCUCUCAGUCUUCUCUCAACAGCCAAGAUGACACAGGUGAUGGCAAAGCUAAUGGAGACGGCACAAAGACAGCAUCUUCACGCAUGAUUACACGACUCCGGAAUCCUGAAAGCAAGCUAAGCCAACGCAAGGUCAUGCAGGACAAAGAUGGCAGCUCUCAGGAUGGUAGCAGAGCACUUAAAGAGACUCCUCCACUGUCGUCCUUUGGCACCUUUAAGAGAGAUUCAAGCAAGAGCAGUGGCUUUUUCAAACUGGGCCAGGAGGGCAAGUUUCGAGUCUACCACAACCAGUACAGCACUAACACACUUGCACUGAACAAGCAUCAGCAUCGAGAGGACCAUGACAAACGCAGACAUCUCUCCCACAAGUUCUGCAUGACCCCAGCUGGUGAAUUCAAGUGGAACGGAUCACUGUAUGGCUCAAAAGCUCUGACUGUAUCUACUCUGAGAUUAACCAUCAUCCAGCUGGAAAACAAUAUUCCUGCUCCAUUCUUGCAUCCCAAUUGGGCAUCACACAGGUCAAACUGGAUAAAAGCUGUCCAAAUGUGCAGCAAGGCAAGAGAGUUUGCUUUAGCUUUGGCCAUUCUGGAGUGUGCAAUCAAACCGGUGGUAAUGCUACCUGUAUGGAAGGAUUCUUUAGGGCACACAAGGCUUCAUCGUAUGACCUCUGUGGAGCGGGAAGAGAAAGAGAAGGUGAAAAAGAGAGAGAAAAAGCUAGAGGAUGAAGAGACAAUGCAGCAGGCCACAUGGGUGAAGUACACUUUCCCCAUCAAACACCAGGUGUGGAAACAGAAAGGUGAGGAGUACAGAGUAACUGGGUAUGGAGGCUGGAGCUGGGUUAGUAAGACACACGUCCAUCGAUUUUUCACAAAACUUCCAGGAAACACCAACGUCAAUUACCGGAAGGCACUUGAGGCAGCUAAAACUGGAAUGGACAAUCAGGCAGCUCUCUCAGGAGCACCAAAAACUGUGGUUAAAACAAAUGAAAUGUCAUCUCAAAAUGUGCCUGAUAAGGAUAAUGUCCAGGAACCAUCUCUGGAUUCUUCUGAAGAAAAGCUAUCAGUGGAAAAAGAUCAUGUGUUAAAAGUUGAAGAACAAGAUGAAGAAAAAAUGAAUGAAAGAACUGAAGAGAAAUGUAAUGAGAAAAACGAAUCUGUGGAAGAAAUGGACACCAGCACUGCUAACUCUGCAAAUGAGGGAAAAGUUGAAAUCACCAACGCCUCAACCGAUGACUCUACUAUGAAAGCAGAGCCUUUGGAUAGUGAGGUGGCGAAGGAAAACACUUUGAAUCAACCCCAGCAAUGCUUCUGGCAUGAUGUUGUAAAUGUUAGUGAAGGCUUUUUGCAACGCACAGCAUACAAGAAAUUGAAGGCAUCAAAACUUGAUGGCCUUUUGGAGAGGCGGGUCAAACAGUUCACAAUAGAAGAGAAGCAGAGGAUUGAUAAACUCAAGCAGGCACCUACUUCUAAACCCUCGACUGAAAUGGCAGUGGAAAACAAAGAGACAACCUUAGCUGCUCAAGACCAUAAGGUCAAGAUUGAAGGAACUAUCUCUGAAACUCCUAAGGCUAGACAGACUGAGGGAGUAGCGUGUCUUGCGAUCCAAGAAAAAGACAAUGUAGUCAAGCGGCUCGUUUUUAACCAAGAGGAUGAACCGGCAAAGACAAACACUUCAGGACAGAAGAACAUUCUGGAUGUCAGAUUAAAUGAUUAUGUUGAAUUGGCCCCAAAAGAAAAUCAGCAGAAGUUGCCAGAAACCGAUCCCAAGACCGCCAGUAGGGUCGCAAUGUCUGAGCUUAAUGGAAACUCUCAAAGUCUGGAUCAAAGUCUCACCUUAAAUGCUAAGCCUGAUAAAAACAUUACAGAAGCUACAUGUCCACCUGAAGACUCUGAGGGAAAGGACAACAUUGAAAACAGUGAGAAUGAUCUAGACGUAAAGAAAACUGUGCCUGUGCAAGUAAACGGGAAGGAUGUUACUGUUGACCCAGAAUGUAAAAAUUUGACUGAUAAUGGUGACACAAAGGAGUUAACUAAUACCGUUGUAGAGGAUAUCAAAGCAAUAUCACCAAAGGAACCAGUAAAGUCACUAAUGAAUGGUGACGCCACUCAAGAGUGUCUUAAAGAAUGGACUAAUAGCGCGAUUCCUCAGGUGAAUUUGGAUGAGGAGAAAGGAGUUACUAAGCUUGACCCUGAUUAUCCACCACCUCAGAAAGUGGCCAAGUUGGAAAACAACAUUGAAGGACCUAUAGAUUCCUCUGUUAGCCUCUCUGUACCUGAACCUUCUCCUGUAGCUUCUGAGCCAAAUGAAAGAUCCGAGGUGCCUAGUCAUAGCUCUAAGGUGGAGCCGAUGCAAGUGGUGGAGGCAAAACCUUCUGUUCCUUCACCCGUCCCUUCAGUAGAAGAGUCCAGCUUAAGCAGUGACCUCACUGAAAACAGCAGCAGCAUUGGCGAGACUACUACUGUCGUUACUCAAGUCACCACAACUACAACCACAGUGUCCACAGAGUCCCGCAUGGUGUUGACCUCUCGUGAUAGUCUUGCUUCCAACAACGGGAUCAGUACAUCUGUGCUAAAAGAUUCUAAGGUGGAGUCUAGCAGCUCUGUUUCAACACUCUCCUCUACAACUACCACUACUGUUACCAAGGUUAUGAGCUCAUCCCAGGAAGCCACUCUAACAACAGAGUGCAAGACUACAGUCAUGAAAACACUGACAGAUACCACGUCAAGUCCUAGUGGGUCCACUGUAAAAUCUAUGACAGUAAGUCAUGAAUAUUCCACCAGGGACAGGGUACGACUAUUAAAGUUUUCUCGCACCAAGAAAACGAGGUCCGGAACAGCCUUGCCCUCCUACCGCAAAUUUGUGACCAAGAGUAGCAAAAAGAGUAUCUUUGUGCUUCCCAAUGAUGAGCUGAAGAAGCUUGCAAGGCGUGGUGGCAUCCGUGAAGUUCCAAUCUUUAACUAUAAUGCCAAGCCAGCCCUAGACAUCUGGCCUUACCCAUCCCCUCGACCAACGUUUGGGAUCACAUGGAGGUACCGACUCCAGACGGUUAGGUCAUUGGCUGGAGUGAGCUUAAUGCUACGACUACUUUGGGCCUGCCUCAGAUGGGAUGACAUGUCUGUAAAACCUUCACCCACAGGAGGAACAACACGAACCGAGACAUCCGACACUGACAUCACCACAACUGAGAUCAUUAAGCGGAGAGAUGUUGGUCCUUAUGGCAUUCGUUCAGAGUAUUGCAUCAGGAAGAUCAUUUGUCCCCUUGGUGUGCCUGAGACUCCCAAAGAGACUCCCACACCUCAAAGGAAAGGCCUUCGUUCAAGUGCUUUAAGACCAAAGAAGCCAGAACCAGCUAAGCAAACAGGGCCAGUUGUGAUCGAAACUUGGGUGGCCGAGGAAGACCUUGAACUCUGGGAGAUUCGAGCCUUUACCGAAAGGGUUGAGAGGGAAAAGGCACAGGCGGCUGACCCAACUAAGGUUAGUGUGCAGAAGAAAGCAGAGGAGGUCAAGGCCCAAUUGGAAGCUCAGCUAAAGCAGCAGAGAUUGGCAGCCCAGCAGAAACGGUUAGAACAGCAGAAACCUAGUACCACCAGCAACACAUCCACUUUGACCAGCACCCCUACGACCCCUGGGACCACUACUCAGAAGGUGGUGGUGGGCUCUAUAAGCGGUCAGGUAACUUCGACGCCAAAAGUGGUAAUGACCACCAAGCUGGGCUCUCCGGUGACAUUCCAGCAAAACAAGAACUUCCAGCAGUCCUUUGCUUCCUGGGUCAAGCAGGGCCAACAGGGCAAUUCAGUCUCUACCAGUUCGGUCGUGACUGUGGCGGCGAGUAGCGCCACCACGUCUGGGCAAACGUUCCACAUCGCUGCUGCUCCGGGGUCAAUGGCCGGCAGUGUCAUUGCUGCUAAACUACCUGUUCCAGCCAACAGCAAGAUAGUCACAGUGAACGUGCCAACCACUCAAGGAGGUUUGGUGCAGGUACAGCAAAAGGUGGUGGGCAUCAUUCCAUCAAGCACAGCAGGCAAUGCACAGUCCUUCCCUCCAUUCCAGCCACGCACAGCCACUAUCAACAUCAGACCCAACACAACCACCUCCACGCAGCAGGUCCUGACAACUGGAACCGCCUUGCGACCAGGGAUGACUGUAAUACGUUCUCCCCUGCAGCAGGCCACCACUCUGGGGAAGACUAUCAUUCGCACACCCCUGAUGGUUCAGCAAGGCCAAACACAGCAGCAGGUGCAGACAAGUUCAGGCACUCAGGUGGUGGGCACUCCUCCUCGCCUCCCCACACCAAAUCAACCCCAGACCCCACAGACGCCCGCUUCUCCACGACCACAGCAGGGUCAGGUCAAACUCACACUGGCCCAGCUCACACAGCUCACCCAGGGGGCUCAGGGUGGGAACCAGGGGUUGACUGUAGUGAUCCAGGGACAGGGUCAGACCACAGGCCAGCUGCAGGUCAUUCCUCAAGGGGUGACGGUCAUUCCGGGACCUGGUCAACAGCUCAUGCAGGCAGCUAUGCCCAACGGCCAAGUCCAGCGUUUCCUGUUUACACCCAUGGCCCCUGCACCCACACCUGCCCCUGCACCAGUGUCUGCUCCUGCUGCCCCCAUCAACACAACCCCAUCCAGCGUCCCACCCACAGCUGCUCCCCCUGCGGCCACCAGCACAGCUCCAGCACCCAUUCAGACAGCUGCUCGUCUCGCUCCACAGCCUCAACCUCCACCCUCACUUCCUCCCCCACCAUCUCUGCCUCCAUCCCAGCCAGUCCAGCACACACCUGCCCCAAUCCAAACUGCCGUCAUUCCCAAACCGACUCCACCUAUACAGCCCCACCCACCUGUACAGCUCCGGCCUCAACCACAGCUCCCUCCUCAAAACCCAGUCGUGCCCCCUACACCCGUCCCGACCCCUCAGAUAGCGCAGGUCACAGCCGCUGCUCCUCCACAGCAGAUCACCACCCUCCCCGUCACGCAGACCACCGUCACCAAAGUCCAACCCCAGAUCCAGCUCCCCCCACAGCUCCUCAGCGUCCCCGGCCUCCAGCAGCAGGUCCUGUCACACAUCCAGAGUCAGGUUGCAGCCCAGCUUCAAGCUCAGGUCGGAACCACCGCCGGGAUGCCCCAACAGAUCAAACUGCAGUUGCCCAUUCAGAUCCAGCAGCAGAGUGGAGGGCAGGUUCAAGCGCACCAGAUACAGAAUUUAGUGACCAUCCAGACGGCCAGCGUCCAGGAGCAGCUCCAGCGCAUCCAGCAGCUCUGCGAACAGCAGCAGCAGAAGAAGAAACAGCAGGAGGCUAAGAGAGAACAGGCCCAACAGCACGUCAGUCAGAGCGACCUCAUACAGAAACAGGUUGCUCAGAAGCAGAAUGUGGCUAUAGAGCAGUUAAAGCAGAAGAAAACCAUGACUCCUGCUGAAAGAGAGGAGAACCAGAGGAUGAUUGUCUGUAACCAGGUGAUGAAGUUCAUCCUGGAUAAAAUCGAUAAGGAUGAGAGGCAGGCGGCCAAAAAGAGGAAGCGGGAGGAGUCUGUGGAGCAGAAGCGCAGCAAACAGAACGCCAGCAAACUGUCAGCUCUGCUCUUCAAACACAAAGAGCAGCUCAAAGCUGAUAUCCUGAAGAAAAGAGCUCUGCUGGAUAAAGAACUGCAGCUGCAGGUGCAGGAGGAGUUGAAGCGUGAUCUGAUUAAGCUGCGGCGGGAGAAGGAAAAGGCUCAGGCAGCAGCGGCUCAAGCAGCAGCAGCAGCGGCAGCAGCAGCCGCCAGCACUCAUGUUCACAGCAGUCUGUCCUCGUAUACGGGCACGGUCACGUCACCCACGUCCACACACAAACGCAAGCGGGAAGAGGAGAGAGAUGCCGCCAAGCCCAAACGCAAGAAGAUGAUAUCCACUACCUCAAAGGACAACAAGAGGGACAUCAAGUUGUACUGCAUUUGCAAGACGCCCUACGAUGAAUCCAAGUUCUACAUUGGCUGUGACCUCUGCUCUAACUGGUAUCAUGGCGAGUGUGUUGGCAUCACGGAGAAAGAGGCCAAGAAGAUGGACGACUACAUCUGUUCGGAAUGUAAACGCGCUCAGGAGGGAAACACAGAGGAGCUUUACUGCAUCUGCAGAACUCCAUACGACGAGUCACAGUUCUACAUCGGUUGCGAUCGCUGUCAGAACUGGUACCACGGGCGCUGUGUGGGCAUCUUACAGAGCGAAGCCACACACAUCGAUGAGUAUGUUUGCCCGCAGUGCCAGUCUACUGAGGACGCCAUGACCGUUCUGACGCCACUCACAGAUAAAGACUAUGAGGGGCUGAAGAGAAUCCUGCGCUCCUUACAGUCCCAUAAGAUGGCGUGGCCAUUCUUGGAACCAGUGGAUCCAAAUGAUGCUCCAGAUUAUUAUGGGAUCAUCAAGGAACCGAUGGACCUUUCUACAAUGGAAGAGAGGAUACAGAAACGCUUUUACAGCAAACUCACAGAGUUCGUAGCGGACAUGACCAAAAUCUUCGACAACUGCCGCUACUACAAUCCCAGCGACUCGCCUUUUUACCAGUGUGCGGAGUUCCUGGAGUCCUUCUUUGUACAGAAACUCAAAGCUUUCAAAGCAAGCAGGUCUCAUAACAACAAACUACAGUCAUCAGCCUCAUAGAAUACAACCACAUGCUGUUCUAAAUAAACGUUGAACAUUUAAUUCAAGAUGGAACUCUUUCCCAGUCAGCCAGCAUCGCUCAUAGCCACAGCGUUUGGUGGAAAAUCGGACAGAAAAGCUGUGGGUUUGGAUCAGGAAUGGACGGUUUACAUUUUUGGUUGUUCAAGCAAUGAGUUUUGACUGGGAUGCUGUCCUGGGGGAUUUCUUAACGGAUUAAAUGCCUACAAAAAAAGUUUUUGUGAGUUUUUAAAAACCUUUCGGAAUCACGUUCGCAUUAUCCAGGACAGCAGGAGUCUAUCAUGGGUGCACCCGUUGUUUUGUUGUUUUUUUUUCUCCUCUCUCUUUCAUAAGAUUCAUCAUACUACUUCAGAAGUGGAAUGUGGACGCAAUCGGCUAAUUUGUUUUUAAGCAAUGGGGUAGAACAAGCUACCUAAAAUAAGGAAGCAUUGCUUGCGUUGAGGACUGAUGAAAGUGCUAGUAGAGAAGGUAUCAUGUUUGUAUAACUUGUCUUUUUUUUUUUUUUUUUUUUGUAUUACAACUGAAGAAAUAUUGAUGUAUAUGAAACAAAUAAAUGGAGGGGACGGGAUUCUCUCUUCUACAUUGA